AUGCCUGAACUUCUCAGCAGCAUACUCAAUGUGAGUAAGGUAUUCCAGAAAUAUGCUGAACACCACGGGGAAUACGCUUCAUUGAACAAGAUGGAGUUGAAGCAGCUGCUUCUCACUGAGUUUGGAGACAUCCUUCGGAGACCAAAUGACCCAGAGACUGUGGAAACCAUUCUGGAACACUUGGACCGAGACAGAAAUGGAUAUGUUGAUUUUCGUGAAUACCUCUUGUUGGUGUUCCAAUUGGUCCAAGCUUGCCAUCGUAAACUAGAUAGUAAGUCAUGUGGAGGUAAAACCUCCUCCCAGAAAGAACGGGGUCAGAAAGGAACACAGAGCCAUAAGUUUUCUGAAAACACAGGCAGACAGCCUAGGCAGUCUGAAGGACAAAGUCAGGACGUCCAAGAACAUAAGGACUCGCACCAGGGUCAGGCAGAGAGACAAGACACAGAUUAUAGCUCUGAUCAGUCUGAGACAGACGAUCAGCACUCUAGCCCUGAUCAAAGACUGAGUCAUAAAUCUAGCAACUACCGACCCAAAAGUCAAGGAUAUAUCUUUGCCUUAAAUCAGCCUGAGAUCCCAGCUCAGGUUUCUCAUUAUGGCCAGUCUAAAACAUUUGGACGAAAAAGCAGCAAUGGCCGGUCUGGAAGACUCCGACAAGAUUCUUACUCUAGUCAAACCAGUCAACAAGAAGCUGGUUCUUAUGAACAAUAUGGAAAACAGUAUCAGAAAUCAGGCAACAGUCAGACAGACAAACAGGUCCAGAAUUCUCGCUAUGGUCAGUCAGACAAACAAAAACAUACGUUCCAACAUGGUCAGACAGAUGGACAAGGUCAGAGCAAAGGCCAGAAUUUUCAUUAUGGUCAGACAGGCAUUAAAGGACAGAGUUCUCACCAGGGUCAGACAGGCAUCAAAAGCCAGAGUUCUCACCAGGGUCAGACAGGCAUCAAAAGCCAGAGUUCUCACCAGGGACAGACAGGCAUCAAAGGCCAGAGUUCUCACCAGGGUCAGACAGGCAUUAAAGGUCAGAGUUCUCACCAGGGUCAGACAGGCAUUAAAGGCCAGAGUUCUCACCAGGGUCAGACAAACAGACAAAACCAGAGUUCUUACCAGGGUCAGACAGGCAGACAAGACCAGGGUUGGCAUCGAACAGACAGUCAAGGCCAGGGUUUCCAGUAUGAUCAGACAGGCAGACAAGGUCAGAGUUCUCACCAGGGUCAGACAGACAGACAAGAGAGUUCACGUUGGCAUCGGACAGACAGUCAAGGCCAGGGUUUUCAGUAUGAUCAGACAGGCAGACCAGGUCAGAGUUCUCACCAGGGUCAGACAGACAGACAAGAGAGUUCACAUUGGCAUCGGACAGACAGUCAAGGCCAGGGUUUUCAGUAUGAUCAGACAGGCAGACAAGGUCAGAGUUCUCACCAAGGUCAGAUAGACAGACAAGGCCAGAGUUCUCACCAGGGUCAGACAGACAGACAAGACCAGAGUUCUCACCAGGGUCAGACAGACAGACAAAACCAGAGUUCUUACCAGGGUCAGACAGGCAGACAAGACCAGGGUUGGCAUCGAACAGACAGUCAAGGCCAGGGUUUCCAGUAUGAUCAGACAGGCAGACAAGGUCAGAGUUCUCACCAGGGUCAGACAGACAGACAAGAGAGUUCACGUUGGCAUCGGACAGACAGUCAAGGCCAGGGUUUCCAGUAUGAUCAGUCAGGCAGACAAGGCCAGAGUUCUCACCAGGGUCAGACAGACAGACAAGACCAGAGUUCACGUUGGCAUCGGACAGACAGUCAAGGCCAGGGUUUUCAGUAUGAUCAGACAGGCAGACAAAGCCAGAGUUCUCACCAGGGUCAGACAGACAGACAAGACCAGAGUUCACGUUGGCAUCGGACAGACAGUCAAGGCCAGGGUUUUCAGUAUGAUCAGACAGGCAGACAAGGCCAGAGUUCUCACCAGGGUCAGACAGACAGACAAGACCAGAGUUCACGUUGGCAUCGGACAGACAGUCAAGGCCAGGGUUUCCAGUAUGAUCAGUCAGGCAGACAAGGCCAGAGUUCUCACCAGGGUCAGAUAGACAGUCAAGAGAGUUCACAUUGGCAUCGGACAGACAGUCAAGGCCAGGGUUUUCAGUAUGAUCAGACAGGCAGACAAGGCCAGAGUUCUCACCAGGGUCAGAUAGACAGUCAAGAGAGUUCACAUUGGCAUCGGACAGACAGUCAAGGCCAGGGUUUUCAGUAUGAUCAGACAGGCAGACAAGGCCAGAGUUCUCACCAGGGUCAGAUAGACAGUCAAGAGAGUUCACAUUGGCAUCGGACAGACAGUCAAGGCCAGGGUUUUCAGUAUGAUCAGACAGGCAGACAAGGCCAGAGUUCUCACCAGGGUCAGACAAGCAGUAAAAGCCAGAGUUCUCACUGUGAUCAGCCAAAGAUUGGGAAAACUGAAAUCCAGGGGCAAAACAGGUCCUUCCAAGGAACUGAUAAAGCAAGAAGAGACUCAUAUGUUGAACAAUCUGGAAGAUCAGGAAAACUAAGUCAACAGACUUCAAGAGAAGAAGUAAAUCAAACCCAGAGACAGAGAUUCCAGGAUAAAAGGGAGCAGCAAAGCCACCACCAGGCAUGGACGCUUGAAGAGGGUAAUAAGCACAAACUCUUAGCUCCGAUACAGCAAGAAGAGCCAUACCCCCAUGAAGAGUAUGACUGGCAAUCACAGAGUAGCGAGGAGGGCCACUGGGAAGAGGAAGAGCAUCAAAAUUGGGAUGGACACAGUUUUGAGGAGCAGGAAGGUCUAUAUGAGAUGUAGAACAGACAAGCCCACAGAGAUGAACCGCAUCAGAAACAGGAUAGGCAAACCUCUGUAGAUGAGCAGAACCAGAAAAGACAACACAGGACAACUCAUGUAGAAAAUCAAGAUCAUCAACAAGGUAGGAAUCAUGAAGAUAAGCAAAACCAUCAAGGAAAAGACAAACAUCAAAAGCAUCAUCAACAAUGGGAUAGACAAACUCAUGAAGAAAAUAAAAGGUAUCAAGGAUCCCAAGACCAAUCCAGAAACUUACCCAACAAAGAAAAAAUUCACAAGAAUGAAGAUGACCAGGGCCAAGGAUCCCAGGAAAGACAUUUCUUUCCAACCCAUGGUAGUGGCAGGUCCCAAAUAAGAGAACAAUAUGGAAACUACCCUACCAAAACAGCUAAUUCUCCCAGCCCCCUCUACGACUAUGUACGAGAACAAGCAAUGAGUGCCAGAGGUGAAGCAGUUUGA
Messenger RNA from Microtus oregoni (creeping vole), 3249 nucleotides. Its product is annotated as repetin-like. Gene Ontology annotation, molecular function: calcium ion binding; transition metal ion binding. NCBI's taxonomy places the organism in Eukaryota, Metazoa, Chordata, Mammalia, Rodentia, Cricetidae. Gene Ontology annotation, cellular component: cornified envelope. The record is from RefSeq and is a predicted model, not a curated record.